This is a messenger RNA of Larimichthys crocea (large yellow croaker), 2472 nucleotides long. RefSeq names its product trypsin like peroxisomal matrix peptidase 1 (gene tysnd1). Lineage: Eukaryota; Metazoa; Chordata; Actinopteri; Sciaenidae. The transcript has 4 exons. The record is from RefSeq and is a predicted model, not a curated record. Gene Ontology annotation, molecular function: serine-type endopeptidase activity. Gene Ontology annotation, cellular component: peroxisome. Bases 218 to 1813 code for a protein of 531 amino acids. Gene Ontology annotation, biological process: protein processing; regulation of fatty acid beta-oxidation.
UCAACCAGGAAGCUAGAGCACGCAGUGUGCGUUAGUAAACACUACAGUAAAUCAGAGAUUAAACGUUUUAAACACAAGUUUAAAGUCGGAGUCAGUCUGCUGUACGAGCCCAGGAAAGAAGUUUGUUUCCUUAAGUCACCGCUGGACUCUUGGCUGUUUUUAAUGUGCGGGUUUUCCGUGUGUUAAAGUUGCUACACGCUGUAAAGUUGCUGAGGACAUGGAGGUGAAGCAGGUGGAGAGGUGCUGCUGUGUGGUCAAGGUGUUUUCGGCAAAGAAACAGGUGAGCUGCAGCGGUGUUGUCGUCCAUCCUCAGAGUGGAACAGUGAUCUGCUCCGGGGUCCCGUUUUCACGUUUCAUCACCGACAAAGAGCUCCUCUGCCCGGACAGCAGCAGGGUCCUGUCACCCCACAGCUUCAGUCAAACACUUCAGAUCCUUGUCAGCUUUCCUCCUCCUGAGCUGGACAGCAGCAGCAGCAGACAGCCGCUUGCACAGGGAGGGUCACUCUCACCCUCCAGGAACAAAACAACAUGUAGUAAGCGGGAAGUUUCAGCCGAGUUGUUGAUGCUCGUGAACUGCCUGGAGUUCAAACAGGCUUUCAGGGCUGUUUUCCGAGAGGCUGACCAGUGGCGUUUCCAUGACGACGAAAAGGAUGAGGAGCUGAUGAGAGAUGCCCAGGUCCUCAGCUGGUUCGCCGUGCUCAAGGCAGACGGCGGCCCAAAUUCAGGGAGUAUGCCGUGGCAGAGCAGCUCUGCUCUCCAGAAGGGCCGCCCGGUCGUUGCAUGCGGUUCCCCUUUCGGUUCCCUCUGCUUGGAUCUCUUCAUGAGCACCCUCAGCAGAGGUAUCAUCAGUAACCUCGCCGGAGAGGACAAUGCUGUCAUUCUCACCGAUGCCCGGUGUUUGCCAGGCACAGAGGGCGGAGGUUUGUUUGUGGUGAACGGCUCGGACAACGUGCGUCUCAUUGGACUGAUUGUGUCUCCGUUCGGUUGGAAAGCGAAUGAGUGGAUAGGCCUCACUCUUGUCUGCUCCAUCCACUCCAUCUUCAGGAACAUCAUCCGCAGCUUGAACAUUCAAGAUCCGCUCAGAGAUGUUUGGCUCCAUUCAGGAGACGUUGUUCUCCACAUAUCCGCCACAGCCCACGAGUCAAAAGCUGUUAAAUACCCCACAGUGUGUCUUGUGGACAGUGGACAGCUCUGGGGCUCAGGGGUUGUUGUCACCUCUCAGCUGGUUGUAACCUGCCGGCACGUUGUCAACGGGAAGUUGAAGGUCACUCUGAAGUUCCAUCACAGGGACAGAGUCCGUGAUAUUGUUGGCGAUGUGCUGUUUUCCACCAAAGCAUCUUCACCGUAUGAUCUGGCUUUGGUGCAGCUCAGAGACUCCACCAUAGAGGCUGUUGUCCCUCGAAUGGCACAGAGUUUCAAUCCAGGUGAUUCUGUAGUUGUGGUGGGAUACGGUGGGUUGGGUAGGAGCUGUGGUCCAUCCUUGACCUGUGGUGUCCUCUCCAAAGCAAUAAGCUUGAAUGAGCAGCCUGUCAUGCUUCAGACCACUUGUGCGGUACAAGCAGGGGCCAGCGGAGGUGCUGUGGUGCGGAGAUGCUCGGGAGAGCUGCUGGGUAUUGUGUCCAGCAACACAAGGGAUUUGGCUGCCAAAGUGACCUACCCACACCUCAACUUUAGCAUCCCGGUGACUAUUUUCCAGGGACUUCUGCAGCGCUUUCACCAGACAAGGGAUGUAAAUGUGUUCAGUGUGUUGAACACCACAGAAGACGAAGUCAGACGGGUGUGGAGGCUACAUGGUGCUCAAAGCAAACUAUAACAGAGAUCCCCUUGCACCUACAGUAGAGGAAAAAGGUUGACUGUUAAAUUAAUAUAAACUGAAUGAAUGAAAUGCCUCAAAGUAUUACAAGCACAGGCAGAAAGUCAUGAAUAUGAAGGAUUAAAUGUAACUAAACCAAUAAUCGUUAAUUCAUGAGGAUGAUACCCAGAGUCAUGCAGUAAAUAAUGUGAAAUAUUUAAAAAGACUACUUAUUAACAGCCAUAAUUUAAGUUUUUUUUUUAAAGGGAAAGUUUUUCAGCCCUCAAAUAACUUUCGUGUCACACACACAAUAACAUAAAAGAACCUAUCGAGGCAGCGGUAUAGAGCCUGGCUUUGAAUACAGCAAUAUAAUAGCUGUUUUUGGUUAAACAAAAAAAGAUAUUGCUCUUUAAUAUAAAUCUCUGUUUGUGAUGAUCCUUUCCAUAAUAUUGUCAGACACUUUUAGUGCAUGUACAUUGACGGUGCCCCAAAGGCCUCUAAAUGCGGCCGAAUGCAGUGCUCUUGGUCAAUACUGGAUCAAUUUCAAGAAUAGUUGUCCCCAUUAGACACGGAAACAAGUUGAAAAUAGCAAAGUUCCUUUUUAAUACCAAUGCAGAUGUUUUAUUGUAGUUGAAUGUAAAUUAAUGUAAUUUAAUUAAUAAAAUUGUUUAUUCUGGUGA